AAUUAGGAGUUGGCCCUAAAAUGAAAAAGGUCCCGCCUCGGAGUUCGCGAGAGCGCUCUCUGCUGUGCUGUACCAGCGGCCCGGCCCUCUCUUGGCAAGGAUCCGCCGCUGCCUCGGCUUUUCUCCUCCUUUUCUCCUCCCCUCCCCACUCUCCCUUGGACGCGUUCUUUGGGCGCCCCCUUCGUUGUGCGGAAGGGACAGGAAAAGAGGCAGAGCCGCCUUCAGCCCAGAGGGUGCCGGAGGAGGGUCGCCUCUGAAGAGCGCCCCGGGAUGGGAGAGGGAGUCGUCCCGGCAUCGGGUAUCUCCCUCGUCAAUGGUCCAGUGUGAUCAUUCAAGUGUAUGACAUCCUUUUUGCUUCUAAAUGGUAUCUGAAAAUCAAAACAGCAAAUUAGGUCAAAGUACUGGUCCAUGGGGUCGCGAAGAGUCGGACUCGACUGUGCGACUGAACAACAACAACUCAAGAGAAAACUAGUCCUUCCCUUUUUUCCCCUUCAAGUCAACUGAAGUUCUACAAUUCUACCUCUGACAUUUAUUUGGACUGAGAGAAGGGGGGCAGUCUUUCAUUAGAACACUACUCAACAAAUUGUAAUCCAUGUGCCUUAAUUCAGUUUUGCAUAUUACACCUGUUCUGUUAAUUUUUUAACCGGUAACUGUCUUAGCCCUCUUAACUGUGGAAUCUUGACAAUGAAUUGCUUUUCCAAGGUUUCAGAUUACUUUCAUAGUUAACGGAAUCACCCUGGAAUUUACAUAUAUAAAAAUUAUUAAAUAUCAAAGCAGGCUGUUUGGAGAAGGAGUAAUGGGAUUAUUAUCUUAAUUCAUAGUGCAGUCAAUUAGAAUUCAUAUGAUGGCUGCAACCUAUAGGCGUGUUGUAACAACAGCGAAUUGUUACAGCAGUGUUGUGAUAGAUCGGAGACUCCAACAAGCUGUGCAUUACUGCACUGGAGCAUGUCAGAUAUUCAAGCAAGGAGUUAUGUGCAUAGUGGCGCACCACAGUGUUUGUGCAGAGCUCGUGAAAGUUCCUACUCCAGACCUCAGAUGUUCAGAUCUGACCCGUAGGUUUUCAAUGCCUGAAAAUUCCCUUUCCUUGACUGGGGAUGAAGAUUAUCACCAAAUUCUCCCUAAUAAUCCAAGACUCAAAAAGGGGUCUUCAGUUCAAAGCACUGGAAACCUGAAGAAUAUCACUGGAGAAACUAUAAAUCUUGCUAGUGGAAAAAUAAAAGAAUUCUCAUUUGAAAAGUUGAGAAGUUCUUCCAAUCAUGUGACCUACAGAAAGGGAAGAAAAGUUAAGUCAGACCCAUUCAACCGAAGGUCACUCGAUUUUGAUUUGAUCUAUGGACAUUUCAGCAAUGAUGAAAAUUCCCCUCCUCCCUUUGGCCUGUCGCAGAUUUCCUCACCUGAGGAGAAAUGGCAGGUCAGCAGGACCUCACUAGAGGGAAAUGUGAAUUCUAGUUUUCCUGUGCCUUUACAAACUUUCUCUGAGGAGAGCUUUAUCACGCAGAUCUUGGAAAAGCACAAGCUGGAUGGUUCUUCCAGUGGAGAUAUUAAGAUGUGCUUGGACAUCUUGCUCAAAUGCUCAGAGGACUUGAAGAAGUGUACUGAUAUAAUAAAACAGUGCAUCAGGAAGAAAUCUUCGGGUAGUGUCAGUGGAGGAAACAGUAAUGAUCCCUUAGUCAACUCUGAAAUUAUCUAUAUGAAUUUAAUGACAAGGUUUUCUUCUUACCUUAAAAAACUGCCUUUUGAAUUUAGACAGCCUGGACUCUCUGAGCCCAGUGACAUGGUAGAACUGAUUAACAGUUUAUCUGCUUUGCAACAGGCUCAUUUCCCCCCAAUAUUUGGCAAUGAACAGCCACCUAGAUAUGAGGAUGUUGUACGCUCUUCAUCCUCCACAAUAAGGCAGUCUCUCACUACAGACUUGCGAGGUAGCCAGAACACCACUGAUAUAACUGGCUUAUCAAAACCUACUCAGAUCCUUGAUGUAGAUUUUUCCUCAACUGAUUUACAUGACAACAACCAACAGGACAACUUAGGAUAUAAAAAUGAUGCUUGCUCACUACCUCAAUUACAAUCUGUAAGCCUGUCAAGCUGCAUAUCUUCCACAGAAACUCUGCACAUUGUGGAAGAAUCAGACAGGGGAAAGGAGUUAGGCGGAGUAUCAGAUGCUAAGAGUAGAGGAAGUUGGGAGAAUUCAGAGAGCAGUCAGCAGAGAACUGAAAGGGAAGUCCCUGCUGUGGACUCUACUAAAAAAAUGCCUGUUGUAGGACAAUUUGUAACACUGGCCCAAACUUCCACCCAAGCAACCAUUCAAGCAACCUCUGUCAAUAGCCUUGAUGCUACUGCUCAGAUUUUUAAAGAAGAAUGUAGAAAGAGCAACCAAGAAGAGAUAGACAAACUUCUGUUGGACUUGGAGCAUUUUUCACAGAAAAUGGAAACUACCCUGAGAGAGACAUCCAGUAAGGAUACUGAUACUCCAUGUCUGAAAGAUACUGAUCUGUCUCGGACUCUUGAAAACAACAGUAAAGCUUGUUCACUCACAGACAAAAGUGCUUCUCCCUCUUUAUCAAAACUCAUAGAAACCAAUGGUCAUAAAAUGGAGGAAGAAGACAAAACCCUUCUAUUGCGCAUCCUGGAGAGUAUAGAGGACUUUGCCCAGGAACUAGUAGAAUUUCGAAUGGGUAAGGGAAGCUUAUCAAAAGAGAAGGAAGUGAUGCACAUUCUUCAGGAAACUCUGGCCACUCCCUCUGUUACAGCUGUCCAGCAGAGCCACCCAGGUGCAGCAGCCAAAGAACCUACUGCAGCGCUAAUUCAACAGGCACCAGAGGUUAUCAAGGUCCAAAUUAAACAAGAGAAAAAACCUGUAACUCCAUCCCCUGCUCCUGCAAAUCCAACCAUCAACACAUCAUCUCUUCUGCCUGCAAAUAAAGUCGUUGGUGCCCCUUUGUCCAUAAACAUUCCACAUUUCUACUUCCCCAACGGACUCCCUAAUGUCUGCAGCAGUCAUGAGGAGACCAUUGCCAAGAUUGAGGCAGCCUUUUCAGAGUUUGAAGAUGAGAGAGCCACCAUUAAUGAAAUGGGGAAAAUUGCAAAGAUAUGCUGCUGCCCUCUGUACUGGAAAGCUCCCAUGUUCAUUGCAUCAGGAGGAGAGAGAACAGGAUUUGUAUCUGUACAUUCAUUUGUGGCUAUGUGGAGAAAGAUAGUACAAAACUGCCAUGAUGAUGCAUCCAAGUUCAUUUGUCUUCUAGCAAAACCCAACUGUAACUUUUUGGAACAGGAAGAUUUCAUCCCAUUGCUACAGGAUGUAGUAGAAACUCACCCUGGCCUGACAUUUCUAAAGGAUGCUCCAGAAUUCCAUUCCCGCUACAUUACUACAGUUAUUCAAAGAAUAUUUUACACAGCCAAUAGAUCCUGGUCUGGGAAAAUCUCACUAACAGAGUUAAGGAAAAGUAACUUCCUGCAGACCCUAGCACUCUUAGAAGAAGAGGAAGACAUAAAUCAGAUCACAGAUUAUUUUUCCUAUGAACAUUUUUAUGUCAUUUACUGUAAAUUCUGGGAACUGGACACUGACCAUGACCUCUACAUCAACCAGAAAGAUCUGGCUAGAUACAACGAUCAAGCUCUGUCAAGCAGAAUUAUAGAGAGAAUAUUCACUGGAGCUGUGCUUAGAGGAAAUCAAGUACACAAAGAAAACCAGAUGAGCUAUGCAGAUUUUGUAUGGCUUUUGAUCUCUGAAGAAGACAAAAGAAGUCCUACGAGCAUUGAAUACUGGUUCAGAUGCAUGGAUUUGGAUGGGGACGGCAUGCUGUCCAUGUAUGAACUGGAGUAUUUUUAUGAGGAACAGUGUGAGAGGAUGGAAUCCAUGGGCAUUGAGCCACUGCCAUUCCAUGAUUUACUGUGCCAGAUGCUGGAUCUAGUAAAGCCAGAAUGGGAUGGUAGAGUUACUCUGCGAGACUUGAAGAGAUGCAGAAUGGCUCAUGUUUUUUACAACACUUUCUUUAACCUUGAGAAGUAUCUAGACAAUGAACAACGGGAUCCCUUUGCUGUGCAAAAGGAUGUUGAGAAUGAUGGCCCUGAGCCCUCUGACUGGGAUAGAUAUGCUGCUGAGGAGUAUGAAAUCCUUGUUGCUGAAGAAUCUGGCAAUGAGCACUUACAAGAAGGAUCCUUUGAUGAUGACUAUGAAGCAGAUGAACUCUUAUCUCUACCUGAAAUUGGAGAAAAGUCAGACAAAUUAGUUAUUUCAGACCUUUCGACAUAAAAAUACUGAAUCCUGCUAGGUCACUAGGGUCUGUUAGUAUUUAAUUGGACGAGUCCUCAGUUGUUACGUUUCAGGAAUUUUUUUUUUCUUGAAGCAACAACCAACAUUUGAUAUAAUAUUGUUUUGAAUGAAUGGCAUGCUUCUGCAUUAUGGUAACUUCCAAAAACAUGGUGGUUAAGUGUGACAAUGUUUUAUGAACUGUAAAGAAACAAGGAGCCCUGAAGUGGAAGGGGUUGGCAAGCCAUGGGUGUAGUAGGAAAAUAAAGAAUUUAAAACAAGUUCAAUAAAUUCUUUAUUUUCCCACACUGUAGAUUUUAUUCCCCUUUUUAUAUUUAGAAACUGUACCUUCAGUUUUCUUAUAUCUUAUUAGAUAAUUGUGCAGUAACUUUCAUAAAUUUUAAUGCAUACAAAAAAACGAUGUGUUAUUUCCAGUUUACUUCAGCACCCUAUUAACAUUGUUGGAUAAACUAUCACAAGAGCACUCUCAAAUAAAUGACAUUGAGUUCUGUUAAAUCCCACUGCUGUUAAAGCAACAUUCU
This is a messenger RNA of Gekko japonicus, 4788 nucleotides long. It is a transcript of the gene PPP2R3A, whose product is annotated as protein phosphatase 2 regulatory subunit B'', alpha. Lineage: Eukaryota; Metazoa; Chordata; Lepidosauria; Squamata; Gekkonidae. Gene Ontology annotation, biological process: protein dephosphorylation. The record is from RefSeq and is a predicted model, not a curated record. The transcript has 14 exons. Gene Ontology annotation, molecular function: calcium ion binding; protein phosphatase regulator activity. The coding region runs from base 842 to 4249 and encodes 1135 amino acids. Gene Ontology annotation, cellular component: protein phosphatase type 2A complex.